This is a messenger RNA of Puntigrus tetrazona (Sumatra barb), 2648 nucleotides long. RefSeq names its product RAB6B, member RAS oncogene family a (gene rab6ba). Gene Ontology annotation, molecular function: GTP binding; GTPase activity. The transcript is spliced from 7 exons. Lineage: Eukaryota; Metazoa; Chordata; Actinopteri; Cypriniformes; Cyprinidae. Bases 1 to 633 code for a protein of 210 amino acids. The record is from RefSeq and is a predicted model, not a curated record.
AUGUUUUCCUCAGAUCCCACUGAUCUGUGGACCCCUAUCGAUCCGGCAGCUGCCCACAGGAGCUACAACCGAGGAGACCAGGGCCAUCUGGAUAAAAGCACACAAAACGCCUCCGCGACAAUUGGAAUUGACUUCCUGUCAAAAACCAUGUAUUUGGAGGACAGAACGUUGGGGCUCUCUGACUUGCAGGUUCGGUUGCAGUUGUGGGACACGGCAGGCCAGGAACGUUUCAGGAGCCUCAUUCCGAGCUAUAUAAGAGACUCCACCGUAGCUGUGGUGGUGUAUGACAUCACAAAUGUGAAUUCAUUCCAGCAAACUUCCAAAUGGAUCGAUGAUGUGAGAACGGAGAGAGGAAGUGAUGUCAUCAUCAUGCUGGUGGGCAAUAAAACAGAUCUGGCAGAUAAGAGGCAAAUCACGAUCGAGGAAGGCGAGCAGCGGGCCAAGGAGCUGAGUGUGAUGUUUAUCGAGACCAGUGCCAAGACAGGCUACAAUGUCAAACAGCUGUUUCGACGUGUGGCAGCUGCCCUUCCAGGAAUGGAGAGCAUGCAAGAGACAAGCAAAGAAGGCAUGAUUGACAUUAAAUUGGACAAACCACAGGAGCCUCCGACUACCGAGGGUGGAUGUUCCUGUUAAUAGCUCACAUCUGAUUUCCAGCAUCAUCUACACCACGUGCUUGUUGUGUUGCUUCCUCUUGGUUAGCUUCCAGUUGUGUUUUCAGAUUGGAUAUUUGGCCUUCCCAUCUGACUUUAGUAACUGGUUGGAAUCAGUGUUACAUCAAUUUCAAAUGUAAAAUAGUAUACUUUAGUAACAAAAUUGCCAAAAAUCCUAAAAAUUCGAAAUCAACAAAAAUGUAGACUAUGUCCAACGUAUAUACUUUUUGAAAAUGUAGAGAGGUAGAUUUUUUUUCUUCUUUGUUUUGUAUUUUUGUAUACAAGGAUGAGCACUAAAUUCUAUAAUUUUGCCAUAAAAAGCAGGAUUCGAAAAGCAGGAGGGCAAUUCAAACAACUAAUAACCACAAAAAUAUGGAAAACGUGCAUGUUAGCCAUUUUUAAAAGUAUCAUCUCAGUCCUGCUGGCUACUGUGCGCAAGAUUAUGUGAAUCCGUACGUUUUUUUUCUGACUCGAUGCACUUCAUGCAAUCAGCUCAUUUCAGCCUGUUUUUCUUGCCGUGACAGAACUUGAAAUUUUAAGUUUAAGGCCAAGUGAAUUUGUGUAAAUGUGUCACUUCCGAUCCCUAAAAACCUUUCCAUAGUAUGUGUGUGUGUGUGUGUGUGUGUGUGUGUGUGUGUGUGUGUGUGUGUGUGUGUGUUUUUCUUUUUAAAAACACGUUUAUAUGCGGUUCGUGUCUUAAUUACGUGGUUUAUUGAAUGUUUACGGCAUCAUUUUUCUUUAGAAUUUCCUGUUCACGAUGAAAGGAAACGGCUCGUGCAAACGACCUAACACGAGAAAAGGAUUCCCUUUCUUCGGUGGAAUGUUUUUUUUAUUCUUUAACUAAAUUAGGGCGUUUAGUGCAGUGCAGAUAGUCGCAAGACCGUGAACGCGACAGAGGAGCAAAUCAUGCAUCCAGACUUGUUCGUUCAUAUUUAAUUGAUUGGAAUAACUCAUUUGCACGUCAGCGGUUUUCCACGCCGAUUCAUCAAACAGCCCGAUUCCAUUGUAAAUACAUCAGCUGUCGUUUUCAAGCAGGCUUUAAUAUCAGAAAUGCAAAGAUGGGACAUUCCUCCAAAAAUAACUGUAGUUUCACUUUUAAGAAAUUAGCAUUAUGCAGCAUUAUAGUGUUUGCCUCGUGUAGAAACCCACUCAUGUCUACAGCUGCUCUUUGGGCCAGUAAAUUGUAGUGCACUGACCGGGGACAUACGUGUAGUAUAUCAGUUUCUUUGAAAUGUGUUUCAUGUGAAUCCUAAAUGCACUUUUUCGACAAAGGAAGAUGUAAAUGUUUCCAAAUUUGCCGUCGAACGUCUGUCCUCGAAACCACUUUAGAGUUCAAACUGUAGCGUACAUCUCUGUGAAAACCUCUCGAGGGUCACUGUACAGAUAAACUGUUUGUAAAUUUGCUUCACACGACGUCAUAUACGAGUCGAGACUAGCUAUUUGUGACAUUGAGAAAUCGUGAGUAGGAGCACAUGACACAGCGCCCCGAAUCCAAGCAGAAUCCAGCGAGGUUUAGUCGGAAUGGAAGGUGAAUUCCACUGAACUGACUGACUCAUAUCAAACCCUUUUCGUCACGCUUUUGGUUCGUUUGGAAGCUUGAAGGGGAUCAGAUUCGUCUGUGCCGAUGCUUUCUCAAAUCGCAGAGAGGUUCAGAAAAGCUGGGUGGAGGUAUUUAUUGUUUUUGUUUACAUUUUGCUUUCUGUCUUCUGAAAAGAGGUUUGAAUUUAAUGGGGCGCAGAUACGCGUCAUAUCAUCAUUGUACCUGUACAACCGGUAGUCAUUGUGAUUGACACGACGCUACAUCAGCCUUGGGUGAAUGUCUGUGCGUGAGUUGAGUUAUGCUUUUAAGGGUGCAACCAUUCCCGGUGUAUAUGUUUUAGCUCGGUGGAGCCAGCCUGAUUGAUUCAGAGCUAGCUUUACCAUUCACACUGUAUAGAAAUCUAGCAUGUUGGUCCAAAUCAGUAAAAUCAAUAAAAGUGUCUUAUUACCAAAAAUGUA